CAACUUGCCCCGAAAAGAUACAAGUAUGCAGAUCUGAAGAAGAUAACAAACUCUUUCUGUGGCAAACUUGGCCAAGGAGGUUAUGGCAUUGUGUACAAAGGUAGCCUGCAAGAUGGUCGUUUGGUGGCUGUGAAGUUCUUAAGAAACUCCAGGGGUGAUGGAGAGGAAUUUGUGAACGAAGUUGUCAGCAUUGGUAGGACCUCCCAUGUUAACGUUGUUAGUCUAAUUGGCUUUUGCUUAGAGGGGUCUAAAAGGGCUCUCAUUUAUGACUAUAUGCCCAAUGGAUCACUGGAGAAGUACAUCUAUUCAGAGAACCCAAAAACUACUCUUGGCUGGGAAAAGUUGUACGAAAUAGCAAUUGGCAUUGCCCGAGGGCUAGAAUAUUUGCAUCGAGGGUGCAACACACGCAUAGUACACUUUGACAUCAAACCCCACAAUAUCCUUCUAGAUCAAGAAUUUUGUCCUAAAAUUGCAGAUUUUGGGUUAGCUAAAUUAUGCCCUCCGAAGGACAGUACCCUUUCAGUGACAGGUGCUAGAGGAACCAUAGGGUUUAUCGCCCCAGAAGUCUUCUCUAGAAAUUUUGGAGUUGUUUCUACUAAGUCAGAUGUCUAUAGCUAUGGAAUGAUGGUUUUAGAAAUGGUUGGAGGAAGAAAAAAUGUAAAAGCAAGUGUAGAGAAUACUAGUGAAAUUUAUUUUCCGCAUUGGAUUUACGAUCAUUUGGACCAAGUUGGAGAUUUACAGGCUAUUGAAGUGACAACAGAAUCAGAAGAAUUGGCGAAAAAGAUGAUCUUAGUUGGUUUGUGGUGCACACAGACGAUGCCCGGGAGUCGACCUUCAAUGAGCAGGGUAGUUGAUAUGUUGGGAGGAAGCAUCAGUGACUUGCAAUUGCCUCCAAAGCCGCAUCUAUGUUCUCCUUUGCAUUCAUUCAGAACUUCAUCUAAUCCUACCAGUUAGGAUGAUUUAACAAAUGCUAUUAUCUGCUUGUGCAAUGCUCGGGACAAUACAUUAUUAGACCUGGUGCUGUAUAUAAGACAAAGUCAAAGAAGAAUUGAGUCAUCUGGUGAUUAUUUUACUUCAAAGCUCUGAAAUGGAGAGUGUCAAGCUUAGUGUGCAGUGGCCAUCAUGUCUGAAGAAGAAUGCAAAAAGAUAAAAACAAAAGUGUCCUUCAUUCAAGUAUAUGUGCAACCCUUGAUAGGAACAACAUUUGCAAAGAUGAAUCUAAACCUCUAUAGCAUCUGCUUAUGUUCACGAAAGCUAUAUGCAGGUAGUCUUCCAGCUUUUCAGAAAAUGUGGCGAGGCUGAAAGAAGGGGAGAUGGAAGAGAUUGCACAGAGCCACCAUGUCAAAUGAAGGCCAGUUCACUGAUUAACCAAAGAUAAUUAAAGCAACAGCUAAGAGCUUAUUUUCUAAAGUCACUUUAUGUUUACUUCUGAUAGUUCUUUAUAAGUAACUUUACACUGCUGAUAGCGAAUUUUUGGAGGAUCUGUUUCUUUUCUUUUCUUGAUGGUGCGUUUGGAUGUACUACAAAAUCAUAAUAUUAUGUAAAUUUUGAAAUUUUUAA
This is a messenger RNA of Phoenix dactylifera (date palm), 1560 nucleotides long. NCBI's taxonomy places the organism in Eukaryota, Viridiplantae, Streptophyta, Magnoliopsida, Arecales, Arecaceae. The record is from RefSeq and is a predicted model, not a curated record.